Molecule: messenger RNA, 2065 nt
Organism: Gymnogyps californianus (California condor)
Lineage: Eukaryota; Metazoa; Chordata; Aves; Accipitriformes; Cathartidae
Product: butyrophilin subfamily 1 member A1-like
Exons: 2
Coding region: 108-1502 (464 amino acids)
Molecular function (GO): protein binding
Source: RefSeq, a predicted model, not a curated record
AAGAAGCCGGUGGUGGAAAAGCAGCCGGAGGAACCCCAAAACGGCGCCAGUGCCACCAAGGAAAACCCCAAAAGGUUUGAGAGAGGGGAAAAUCCCAGCGCUGCUGGAUGGGUUACGCCGCCCUGCCGUCUUUGGUGGGGAAAAGGGGGAUUUUUGAGCGCUCUCCCCAUCCCAUCAACAAGAGAAGGAAAGUGGAUUUGCCUUUGCUUUGCCCUCAGGAUCUUUGUUGCGGAUUUAAAGGUGUUUUGCAGUGGUUGGCCACGGUUAUUAUUUGCUUCUCAUCUACCCAUAACGAUCCGGCUGGGGAAAUUUGGCCGGGAGGGGAGGACGUCGUGGACGCGAUGGCUUUCUUCCUCAAACCACGGCCGCGCACAUGGGAUCUUGCCCUGGACUACCACGCGGCAAAGCAGUUCGAAGGUAACCAAAGGCGGCCGGAGAGGAGCAAAGUACCGAUUCCUGAUGUUUUCUGGGCUGCAUCAAGUGAGAUGUCCAUCGGAGCUGGAGAUCCUCCAGCUCCACCUUCUGUCUCCCUGGCUCCUCCAUCUCCGACCUCCAUCUCUUGGCUCUUCCAUGGGCAACCCUGCCUGGAGAUCCUCCACCUCUCUCCGACCUCCAUCUCCGGCUUCCAUCUCUUGGCUCCUCCAUCUCCAACCUGGCCUGGAGAUCCUCCAUUUCCAACCUCCAUCUCUUGGCUCAUUCAUGUCCAACCUGGCCUGGAGAUCCUUCAUCUCCAACCUCCAUCUCUUGGCUCAUUCAUGUCCAACCUGGCCUGGAGAUCCUCCAUUUCCAACCUCCAUCUCUUGGCUCAUUCAUGUCCAACCUGGCCUGGAGAUCCUUCAUCUCCAACCUCCAUCUCUUCGCUCUUCCAUCUCCAGCCUCACCACUCUUCUCCCUUUCUCCUUGAAAAGCCACCAGUGAAGGGGAUUUUUGGGGUGUGCGUCCUCUGCGCUGAAGUUUGGCUUCCGAUCCCUUCUCUGUUUUACUCUCCAGUGGAUGUGACCCUGGAUCCGGCCACGGCGGGUCCCGAGGUGAUCCUCUCUGAGGACCUCAAAGUGGCCACCUGGGGUAGACCUGGACGCCGGUGGCCUGAGGGUCCAGGCCGGUUCGACACGGAUCCGUGCAUGUUGGGCAGCGAGGGCUUCACCUCGGGCCGUCACUACUGGGAGGUGGAGGCCAACGGGCGCUUCUGGGCCGUUGGGGUGGCCCGCGAGUCGGUUCAGAGGAAAGGCCGGGUCCUCUUUAAACCCAACACCGAGAUUUGGGGCUUGCAGAAGUACGACGAGCUCUGCGUGGCCCUGACGGCUCCUUCCAAUACCUCCGUCCCGCUCCUCAACGGGGAGAUCGGGGUCUACCUGGACUACGAGGUGGGACAGGUCUCCUUCUACGCCGUCGGCAGCCGCCAACGCAUCUUCACCUUCCCCGUGGCCUCCUUCAGCGGAGAGAGGGUCUUCCCCUACUUCUGCGUGCUCCUCUCCACGAUCAAACUGUCCCCCAAGGGUUGAUGCGCCGGCGGGGUCCCCCCAAAGCCGGUUGCUCCACGGUGGUUGGAAACGCUCCUUGAUGUUCCUCAGCUCUUAUUUUCCAGGUCUUGGAGUCAUUUCCACCUCAGCUUAUGGUCCUGCAUCUUAGAUGUCUCCAUUUUGGGUGAUAUCCAGGGGGUUUCGGGUCCGAGCUCGGCGCGGCUCAUCUCAUCUGAAAGCCGCUGUUGUUAAAUUCACCCGAAGCUCAUUAAUGGGAGCUGGGCUUCACCGUGCUGGUUUUGAGCUGAAAACUUGGUUUUUCCUCUCAAACUCAGCCCCCUCUGAAGGUUUCUUUUACUGAGCUCGAUGCCCGUCACCGGCCGGGCUUCCAACCCAAAUUAAAAAUUUUAAUUUUUGCAGGCUUGGAGUUAAUACCAGCCGCUACCUCGGUUUAAAACUGAUUUUGUCAUCACGAGGAUGAGCUCGCGCUCGCUUCCCCCCCCAUUUUCUUCUGCUGCUCCCCACGCUCAAGGAGGUAUUUCCGAGUAAUUAAUGUGUGAUUGAUUAUAAAUGUGCUUCGAAUAUAAUAAAUACUUUUCUUUUUU